CCAGGGCUGAGCCACAUGGAGCUGGGCUCUUUCCUGAGAGAUCCUCCACUGGACCUCAAACCCUGGCGCUGCAAAAUUCCCCCGUCUGCUUCUGUGAACAGUGGCACUGAGGCACCCAACCACACAUGGCACAGGCUGGGAGCACACAGAGGAGCAUGGAGAAGCAGUGAGACAAGCCAGGAGUCCUGAUCCUGUGGGACUGUCCCUGAACCACCUCCUGAAGCUGUCUCACUCAGGUGCAGCAUAUCGCUCCCGUCACAGAGACCUCUGCAUAAAAGCCCCAAAUUGCCACAACACCUGGGUACCUUGGGGUCACUCCUCCCUGGAUGCUGGAGGAAAGGCACCUUCUUUCCGGGCACGAGACCAGCAGGGAAUAAAAGCUGUGUGUAUCAGCCCUCGUCUUGCUGCUUCUGGUUGUCAGCACGAGGAGCUGUCGUGUUUAUCCAGACUCAAGGGCAAUCGUCCGUCACUAACAACACAAGGCAGCGCAGCACCCUCAGCCCCGCUGCCCCAAGCCUGGCGAGGGAGCAGGACAGAGCCAGCAGGAGGGCAGUGCCACCGGGCAAGGACGGGCAGCCCUGGGACGUCGGGACAGGAGGGACACGAGACUUGUCAUGGACUACACUCUGGAGACCAGCCAGCAGAAGGAGAAGCUUCUGAAGGCCAUCUACACCCUCCAGCUGAAGUCAAUCGCCACGUUUCAGACAGCCAGCCCUCUGCUGAGCAGCCAGCAGGGCAUGGGCAUGGUGACACACCACCACGUCCACCAGCUGGCAGACAAGACCAAAAGCUUGUGUAGAGACCUGGACAACAUCAAGAACCUCCUCCACUACUGCCGGGACAACCUGGUUCGGCAGAUCCCCAACCCCACCAGCAGCCGCUAUGGGGGAGUAAGCGGAAUCCACUGCUCCCUGGAGGGCUCCAUCUACGUGACAGCCGAGGCUGCUCCCUGGGUCCACGUCCUCAGCAGCACAGGCAAAACACUGCAGUCGCUGCCCUGCCGGCAAACGGGGAUGGAAAGUGGCACUUUCCUGCCAGAGGAUGUGACUGUGACUCGGACAGGAAUGGUGGCUGUAGCCGAUAUGAUCAACGGAGCUGUCUGGGUCUUCAACCCUCACACCAGCCCCUCCAAGGGGGAAUGGAUAAAGAUCAGAAAGGUCGGUUCCCCCAGGGGCAUUGGAGUAGACUCCACGGGCAAGAUCUUGGUAGCAGACUAUGCCCAAGGCCAAGUCCACAGCUUCGCGCUGGACCGUGCCUUCAAGACAUCGAAUGUCCGCUCGGUCCCCAACCUGCAGGGACCUCGCUACGUCAGCCCCGCGCCCAAAGGAGGCUUUGUGAUAAGCGAGGAGUGCGGGGACGUCAAGGUGUUCACGAGCAGCCAUCAGCUCGUCUGCUCCCUCGGCAGCAAAUACGGACACCAGUUUGGCAACCCGGCGGGGGUGUGUGUUGACGUGGAAGGCAGCAUUGUGGUGGCAGACGAGCAGCGCCGCACGGUCCACUUGUUCCCGGAGAGCGGGGCUCCUGUCUGCUUGGUGUCCACGGGGCUGAGGAGACCUGCCGGCGUGGCCUGCUCCUCCUUUGGGCACCUCUUUGUGGCAGACACAGGGGAGAAUUGUGUCAAGGUCUUUAAAUACCACGUGAGGCCCCGUCAGCCCUUGGGGACUUUGUGACAACCCCAGCCUAGCGCCCGGGCAGGGAGUGAGGCUGGUGCCACCGCAACCCUGAGGAGCUUUGGGUCUGCAAAUGAUGCUGCUCCCACAGCCAGGCAUCGUCCCCACACUUAACUUUGUUGCUCUCCAGCUUCUCCAGGUGGCAGAAGCAAGGACUGGAGCAGCGAAGGAUCAUCUCUGUGCCUCCUGGGUCCAGCAGAGCACCUAAAGAAGGACUGAGUUACUCAAAACCGAGAGGGUGGUCGUGAAGUGGGACAGGCUCCCCAUGGCUACGGUCAUGUCACCGAGCCUGCUGGAGUUCAAGAAGUGUUUGGACAGUGCUCUCAGACAUGUUUUAAUUUCUAGGUAGUUUUUUAUGGACCCAGGAGUUGGACUCAAUGAUCCUUACGAGUCCCUUCCAACUCAGGACUUGAUUCUAUUAAAAAUGGUUGUGUGCUGGUGUCUGGGAAACUCGUUAUCACCACCCCCAUUGCGUGCCUCUUCAAAGAUAAAACAAUAAUUUCUCUUCCACACACACACAUUUUCUGUGGCCACAGUUCCACCUUCCUGAGGCCAGCGGCAGAGCUGGGCUGAAGGGGUAAGGCCAGGCCUUCAGAAGGGGAAAUGGAAGGCAACCACUCCAUGCUGCAUUCCUGACCUCUACAGGGAAGCAGCGACUACUGCACGGCGUAGGCCGCCUGUGUGCAUGUGCAAUGUUUACACAGCCCUGGGACUGUGCUGACCCCCGGGCUGGGGGUUUUGGGGUGCCACAGCCCUGCUGCUAUCAGCAGAGAGCUGGCAGGGCGCGGUGGCGGAGGGAAGGGCGUUUUCCUCUCCUGCUCCAGGCAUUGCUGGGGCAGGGUGCACCACCAGCACCGAGGCCUCUGUGGAUGUGCUGAAGGCAGCGGCUCUGCUGCAGGGCUCCGAACCCACACAGGGCACCCAAACCCUCAUCCCGCACCCCCAGUGAAGGGCU
Anas platyrhynchos (mallard) is the source of this 2625-nucleotide messenger RNA. RefSeq names its product NHL repeat containing 4 (gene NHLRC4). The record is from RefSeq and is a predicted model, not a curated record. Gene Ontology annotation, biological process: proteasome-mediated ubiquitin-dependent protein catabolic process; protein polyubiquitination. Gene Ontology annotation, molecular function: protein binding; ubiquitin protein ligase activity. Lineage: Eukaryota; Metazoa; Chordata; Aves; Anseriformes; Anatidae.